Messenger RNA from Staurois parvus, 337 nucleotides. NCBI's taxonomy places the organism in Eukaryota, Metazoa, Chordata, Amphibia, Anura, Ranidae. The record is from the annotation of a GenBank genome assembly.
UCAUGCUGCUGCCAGGUCCAGAGUGUGUCAUGGGUCCCUGUACGGCCUCCCAUUGCUGCUGUCUCCAUCGCCACACUCUGCCAUGUGCCACUUUCAGGUCUCCUCACACUGCUGGUGGGUUCCAUUUUGUCAUAGGGUGCUGGCAGAUUACGGGCCUCCCAUUGCUGCUGCCAGGCCCGUAAUCUGCCAUGGGCCCCCGUACCGCCUCCUCAUGCUGCUGCCAGGUCCAGAGUGUCUCAUGGGUCCCUGUACGGCCUCCCAUUGCUGCUGUCUCCAUCGCCACACUCUGCCAUGUGCCACUUUCAGGUCUCCUCACACUGCUGGUGGGUUCCAUUUU